UUGUGAUUGUGAUGGUGGAAAAUUCUCCCUCCCCCCUGCCAGAAAGAGCCAUCUACGGCUUUGUUCUGUUCCUUGGCUCACAAUUUGGCUUCUGUUUGUAUUUGGUGUGGGCCUAUGUACCAGAUGAAUGGCUUCAUUCAAUAGGGCUUACUUACUGGCCUCAAAAGUAUUGGGCUGUUGCUGUGCCAAUCUAUCUGCUAGCUGCAGUAGUAGUCUGUAUAGUCAUGUUGUUUGGGGUGAACAUGAUUAACACUGCUCCACUCAGCUCAGUGGACAACAUAACAGAUGUCUAUGCCAGAGGUCAGCGGAUAGAUGAUUGCCAGAAGAGGGCCAUACCCAGAUUAAAGGAUGUUUCCAUCAGUGAAGUGAACAGAAUUUUUUAUUUAUCACCUCAAUGACAACCAGAUUCGUCGCAAAGUGAAUACGGGACCAGGAAGUAUGGCAUUACCUCAGUGAGGAUGCUGACUAAGAAAAUUAACAAAUAGAUGAUUGAUUGCACUGUUUUAUAUGCACUGCAGAGAUAAUUGCUUGAUGGAAAAGUGUUUUCUCAUAUGAUCUUUAUUUAGUAUUUGUCAAGAGCUACAGUUUUUUCCCCCUAUUGUAAAUGUCUUUCAAAUUAUUUCCUUUUUUUAUUGGAAUUUUCAUUUUGUGGUUUAAAUGAUUUGGGCCUGGAUUCACAAGUCGUCUGAAAAAUAAAUCUCAGAAGCUCCUCAAGAAGAGCAUUCCGUAGAAAGUU
Messenger RNA from Oncorhynchus nerka (sockeye salmon), 736 nucleotides. It is a transcript of the gene pigp, whose product is annotated as phosphatidylinositol glycan anchor biosynthesis, class P. Lineage: Eukaryota; Metazoa; Chordata; Actinopteri; Salmoniformes; Salmonidae. The record is from RefSeq and is a predicted model, not a curated record. The transcript has 5 exons. Gene Ontology annotation, biological process: GPI anchor biosynthetic process. The coding region runs from base 12 to 398 and encodes 128 amino acids. Gene Ontology annotation, cellular component: endoplasmic reticulum. Gene Ontology annotation, molecular function: phosphatidylinositol N-acetylglucosaminyltransferase activity.